UCAGGCAGCUCCAGCCUCUUUUUUUCUGAGCUCAGCACUUUGGUUGUUUUUCCCUUUUCCCAGUCCAGCUUCAGGCCCUCCUAGCUGUAGCGUUUCCCCAGCUUAACGUCGACAUUUAAUCAAAUCCAGCGUGUAUUUCAUCUCUUUUUUUUGUGACGGCGGACAGAAGAAACAGCAGCAUGGGGGCUUAUGAGGAGAAAAAGGAAACAUGUGGAACUGUCUGCCUGAAAUACCUGCUGUUUACGUUCAACUUUCUCUUUUGGCUGGCGGGAGGAGUUGUGAUGGCCGUGGGUGUUUGGACCUUGGUGGAGAAGAGCGACUACAUAAGCCUCCUCCCCUCCAAGACCUACGCCGCCUCCGCCUACAUACUGGUCCUAGCCGGAGCCAUCGUCAUGGUAACAGGCGUUCUGGGCUGCUGCGCCACCUUCAAGGAGCAGAGGAAUCUGCUGCGAGUGUACUUUGUGCUGCUUCUGUGUAUCUUCCUGUUGGAGAUCCUGGCUGGUGUCCUGGCCUAUAUCUACUAUCAGCAGCUGAAUGAUGAGCUAAAGCAGAAUCUGAAGGCCACCAUGACCAACAAGUACAGACAGGGCGACAAGCACAUCACCGACGCUGUAGACAAUCUGCAGGAGGAGUUCAAGUGCUGCGGGAGCAACAGCUCAGCCGACUGGGAGGAGAGCAACUGGAUUCGCAGCGCGGACUCAGAGGGCAGAAAGGUUCCUGACAGCUGCUGUAAGACUAAAAUUGAGGGUUGCGGCCGAAGGGACCACCCGUCCAACAUCUACAAGGUGGAGGGAGGUUGCAUCAGCAAACUGGAGAAAUUCAUCCUGGACCAUCUGAAGAUUAUUGGCGCUGUGGCCGUUGGGAUUGCUUGUGUACAGAUCAUCGGGAUGGUGUUUACAUGCUGCCUAUACCGAAGUCUGAAGGCAGAGCCGUACUAAAAAGAGUGUGGGUGAAGGAGGUAACCUCGUUAGCAUGUACCAAACUCCUGUAGCUCUUAGCCUCUUUCUCUGUCGUGUACAUUGGAGAAAAUUUUUAUUUGUUUUUUUAAUUGCACAUCUGAGGAUCUCAUUUUAGGAAACAAAGGGUGGACAAAACACUACAAACCUUUUUUUUUUUUUUAUGUAAUUAGGCGCUCGGAUUGCAAUGUCAGCCUCAUUUUCCCGAUCACAGCAUGGGGAGGAAGAGCCUCUGAAAGCAACCAAUGGGAAUUUUAACACAGAUCAUUUAAAUUAGUUAGGAAUAGCCUCCUGGAGACUUAAGCAUUGUUGUUUUCUGCCACACUGAUUCCCAUAAUGUAGUUUUAAUACUCACGGGGCGGCGGGUACGCAAGGAGAGUGGCGUAAAGAUCAGUGGAGUAAAACUGGCAAUUUGUAAAAACGUGUUAAUCCUGAUCUCAGGAGCUUCUCCGUACCGGCAUCGCGGGCUUCAAUAAGAUCUAAUCUCUAAAUCUAACAGCAUGUUGUGUCAACGUUAAAUGUAAAGUCAAACAUUUCAGUGUGGCCUUUUUAAAUAUUCAACAUUCUUGCAAAUGAUUUCCUUUCAGGGUUUUUUGCCUUUACUGCCUGAAGUGUCUUUAUACCGUCUUUAUGUGUUUAGUCAGCUCUGCCACGUGUCACAGCGUCGCUGGAUUCAUACACUGUCGGAUUGCUCCGUGUCAAAGCCAACGAUCAUUAAAUGAUAUUAUGAUAAAUACAAGCAUAAUGUCGCUUGUAAGAAAACGUCUGUUUUUAAUUUUACUGCCUCGUUUUAUAGAACUAUGCCAAAGCUAUAAACGGUAAAAUUAAACCUACUAUAUCAGAUAUAUGUGGUACGGAUGUCUCCGCACAGAUUGUAUUUCUUAAAUUAAUGUUUUGUUUACUAUUUCUAAGUACACCUUGACUAAAAUUUUGUAUUUAACUAGUAGAAAAUGAUUUCCACACUGUUGGUAGUUAUCGUUCUAUGCGUGCCUUCAGGGUAGCACUGAGUUAACCUACUGUAUUUCUGUUUUUAUUGUACGAUCUUAGUUUGAAUAAACACUGGCCCAUGCUA
Messenger RNA from Fundulus heteroclitus (mummichog), 2028 nucleotides. Its product is annotated as CD151 antigen. The transcript is spliced from 8 exons. The coding region runs from base 180 to 938 and encodes 252 amino acids. The record is from RefSeq and is a predicted model, not a curated record. Gene Ontology annotation, cellular component: membrane. NCBI's taxonomy places the organism in Eukaryota, Metazoa, Chordata, Actinopteri, Cyprinodontiformes, Fundulidae.